Leguminivora glycinivorella is the source of this 447-nucleotide messenger RNA. RefSeq names its product dolichol-phosphate mannosyltransferase subunit 3 (gene Dpm3). Bases 87 to 365 code for a protein of 92 amino acids. Gene Ontology annotation, biological process: GPI anchor biosynthetic process. NCBI's taxonomy places the organism in Eukaryota, Metazoa, Arthropoda, Insecta, Lepidoptera, Tortricidae. Gene Ontology annotation, cellular component: endoplasmic reticulum membrane; dolichol-phosphate-mannose synthase complex. The transcript has 2 exons. The record is from RefSeq and is a predicted model, not a curated record.
AGAAAAGGUUAUGUUACCUAUGUUAUUCUUGCGAUCUUUCAGUUAAAAUAAAACCCUUUAAAAAACUAUAAAUACUAUUCAGAACCAUGACGAAGCUGCUAGAAUGGAUAUCGGUGAUCUCAGCAGUUCUAGCAGUCUGGUAUUCCCUCGUCGGUGGUUACGUGAAGCACCCAGUCAUAGAAGCGAACAUGAAUCUAAUAUUGAUAUCACCAAUAAUCUUUGUGAUUUUGUUUGGCUUGUACGCUGUGACAGUAAUCUUGUAUCGUGUGUUUACGUUUAAUAAUUGCGAAGAAGCAGCGAAAGAGCUGCAAGAAGAGAUCGCAGAGGCUAAGAAGGACUUGGCUAGCAAGGGACUCAGUUGGUGAUGACAUACAUUCCAGUAGCUAGUAGGCUAAGUACAUGUAAGGAUAAUUUGUAAAUUUUAUAUUAUAUAUUUAAUGAAGUUGA